GAUCCUGAUGUCGGCGUAAUUUGUGCUUUUGUCCUUUGUGUGCCAAUUCUAAGCUACCCAAUGGUGUUUUUAUCACUCGUGCAAAGCCGGCGUCCCACCGUCGGUCGUGAGCACACCCGUGUACUGUGAGUUGCGGUUUGGGGAGGCUGCGUUUUUGAAACGUGGCUCCUGUUGGAUAUCUAACCUUGCUUUUUUCCUUACUUUUCUUUGUGGUUCUGGUGUUAUUUUUCUUUUUUGUUUUUGUCUUUGGUCUAUCAGUUCUCUGAUGUGGUGAAGACAACUUUGGUAUCUUUAGCACUUUUCUGAGUUUAAUAUUUUCAUUUUUGUGAUGUUCACUGCAUCGCUUCUUUAUCUUUUGGCUCUUAAAGUGUUUUUCUGAUUUUUGUGUAUGUUUUCUUCUGUCUAUUGUCCAGGAUUAAACUCUGAAUUCCAAAUUUUUUAUAUAUCACUUUACUGAAAUAAUACUUUUCAGGCUUCUGCAUGUAGGUCUUCAGGCCUGAAAAUUCAGUUCAACCUAGGCUUGUCAGUAAAUUCUUGUCCUGCGUUUAAUUCACAUCAAUGGCUAAUGUUGUAUAGUUCUGCAUAACAUACUUUAAAUUCUAUAAAUAUCUUUAUCUGUAAGUUAUCCUACACUUUUUCUUGUUCCAAACAGUCUCACUCAGUUUGAUAAUAAUCUGUGAUCCUUUAUAAAUGUUUCCUUAAUGCUGUCCUUCCAUAAAGUGAAAGGCAAAGCAACUCUUUUCCAAAAAUGUUGUUAUAAAACAUGUUUCGGUUAAGGCAAGUGCUCAUUGCAAUCUUAUCAGAUAAUAUUCACAUGAUAUCAUGAAUGUAGAAAAAAGAUAUUUUCAAGGACACAUUUCAUGGGUAUUAAUAGAUCUUUGUCCUUGUCGUGUUUAUAUAAAGCUUGUUUACAGCAUAUUUUUGGAUUACUACUACUUAGCAUUAAAACUAUUUUCAUACAUACUUGUGUUGGUUUCUUGAGGAUUUUCGAAAAGUAUGAAUUAAAUGCUAAUUUUCGAAAACUUACUUUAAUAGACCAUCGGUAAAAAAACGCACGCUAAUCAAUACUUGGUUUAGAACAAUAAAUUACAUUAACUGGAUGGGUUAAAUUUGUGUUCAAGCAAGUUUUUUUGUGUUCUUGUUUGUUUAUUGUUGUUGUUGCUUUUUGAUGUUGGGACAUGGAUGCAUUCAAUAUUGUUCGAUGAUAUAUCCACUUAAACAGAUACUAUCAGACGUGAGUGCUUUUGCGCUUAUCAUUACCUCUCAUUAACAUCAAACCGAAUCUGCUAUGUUUUCGCAUUGAUGGAUUUUAUACUUUGAAAGGAUGAUUCAUAGAUAUAUUUAUUUGACGAUUUUCAGGGAAAAGUAGGACGAGUAUAGUACACAUGCGUAACACUUUAUUGCAUAUGUCAUCUCACGAGUUUAUACGAUGAAAACGAGUUCAAUGGCAAUUGGAGGACAGCAUAUUUUACGGAAGAAUAUUUAACUUGACUACCUGUUGAAACAGGAUCUCAUGUGCCAUUUAUUAACUGCAAACGAUUGACCUGAAUACAUAAUACCAUUUAUGACAUGAUGCUAGACGUAAGAUAGAUGUAACGAGCGGCAGUUGAAAAAGUGUCGUAUAACGCUUCACUUAUUCGCAGAUUUCCGCUUUUAAAUGGACAUUGCCCUAAAAUUAUGUUGAUGUGACGUUAAACCCUACAACAGAAGUACUGGGUUGUGAAUAUCGUGCGCUAGUGCCCAGGACAUACCUGACCACCUUUGAUCAUUGUAGAUUCAGCAAUCAACAACCGAGGCAUACUAGUGUCUAACAAUUCAAUUUAAAAGAAAACAAAAGCCAAAACACUGAGGUUUACUUUUCUGAAGAGCAUUAUUGACUCAAUUGGAAAAUAACGUCUUCAAAGCAGAUAUUCAGACCCAUGGUUUAACAAUAAAAUUCGUAAGAACUUGAACAAAUCUAACAAACCAGCUAAAAUGAAGCUCGUGGCCUACAAACUGUUUCAAAAAGAGGACAAGUUACUAUUUGGAGCAGCGAAUGGAACAAUUUAACAAAGCAAGAAGUAUUGUAGUGAAAAUGUCGAUUCUAAUGUUUCAACAUCCUAUAGAAACGUACAGCUUUAGCAUUGUUUAUUUUCAUACGCAUCAAUUAACAAACGUACUACUUCCCCCCAUAACAUAUGACUAUAAGACAUCUCAGAAAUAUUAAUUCUAGUUGACUGGAGGUAAGUUUGAGACUAGAAAGACAAUGUGGAUAAUAAUAGCUUCAUUUUACGCAUGCGCUAUGUAUCAAUUUAAUGCAAAUGAACUUAAUAGAACUAGAACCUAAACUAUGCGUCCUUUGUUGACGGGAUUUGUUCACUGAUCACAUCACUCAAGUUUUCAGCCGCUAAAUACUUGACGUAUUUUUGACAAUCGACUAAUACUACUUGUCAUUUUAAUCAUGACUGCAGCCCUUCUAACAUUGCUAAUUUAUAUAUUUAGUAAAGUAAAAUUCGUUUGAUGAGGAUUUUCAACAUUUAAAGUAAAUACAUAAAGAUAAAGUAUUGUAGUGAACGAUGACCAUUGGAUAUUUAAAAAAAAUACUAGGGGAAGUCGCCCUAUCCUUGUAUUUCAAUAAAGCUAUAUUAAUACCAGCAUCGUGACAUUGUGUGAUGAAGUCAUCUCCUUUUUUGAACAAGAUUUAUGUCGGGUUUCAGACAGAAAAUUGAUAUUCUCGUUGGAUCUAAUUGUGCACUACUUUUCGCAUAUUUGUUUUUCUAUUUUUAUAAAAAAAAAGACUACGUUGGACCUUUCUUCAGAUUCACAGACAGAUGCUAUUGCUGCUUUUAAUAAUACAAUUAUGGCGGUGUCUUAAACUUAAUAAUAUACCACGGUAAUAUUUCAAAAUAAAUCGCCCUCCAUUUGUAACCAUUUUGUAAGGAGAUAAGACCGCAGCGAUAAAAACAUUCCUAUGAAAUGGAUACAAAUCAAACGUAGUACAUAUUGUUUUAAACAUUGUUUAGUCUAUGCAUAUCAAAAGUAAUAUUGACAGUAAUGUCUAAAGAGCAAGUAUAAGGUCAUUUACAAAUUCCUUUUGCAUACAAGCUGAGCUGUCACUUUUAGAUUUUCUGGAAGAUACCGCAACACAUGACGCUUCAGUGCAGAUUAUAUCGAUCUUUUGCGUAGCAAUAGAUAUAGCUGUCGGCUAAAAAUGUAAAUACUAUUUGCAAAUUGGGUUAAAUGAGUGGGAGUGGAUGUUGUGGGCUACUGUUGCACUGUAUGACAUGUUACAUAGUUCACAGAUGUCCUAAAAGGAUAUUUCAAGAAUCACAAAAUAAUUCACAAAAUAAAAGCCGAAUAAGGAUCUACGGUAUGAAAUAAUCCGAACUGUGAUCAAUAGGGUAAUGAAGCAGCUAUAUAAAGUUCAAUGACACGUUUAAAAAAUUAAAGGCAAGUUUUAGCGGCUUAUAUAGUAUACCUAAAACUACUUUUUUGGCUCCGUUAACAAAAAAAUGCAAGAAUAGAUCGAUAUUGUCUGUAUUGAAAUGUAAUUGUCAAAAGAACUCAUUUAAACAAUAUAUUGCAAACAUUUGUUAUGAAUUUGAUCCCAAAAUAAUGAAUUUAUACACAUUUUUGUAAGGCCACUGUCCAAAUAAGUUUGACACUGCAUGUUUAAUAUUUAGUGAAGUUCCUUUGUUUGUUCGUUUUGUCCUCGUGUGUUGACUUUGUGUGUGUUCGCAUGUAUGUGUGUGUGUGUGUGUGUGUUUGUGGUGUGCACGUCUGCGUGCUGUAGGUUUCGUUUUGGGGAGGCUGCGAUUUUGGUACGUGGCAUUCCCUGUUUGAUAUUUGUCUUUGUUUUUUAUUCAUCGAAUAAUGAGUAAUUUUGCCGAGAAAUAUCAAAUGAAUACAGAUUAUUGUUCAAAACUUCUUGACUAAAGUAUAAUAGAUAGACUACUAAGCAUUGUCAAUAUGACUAAAGUACACGACCUUCCAUAAUUGUAAUAUUUGCCUAGUGCUUAUGACUGAAAAAUCAUUACAAGUUAUAACUAGCACUCGCAUUGACAGUCUAACAGCAGUAUGAUGAACAAAAAUAUCUAACACAUACUUUUAGUGAAAAGAUCUUUUUUUCAAAAUUAGAGUUUUUAAAUGUGACAAACUUCUCGAGUGGGACACGGAAUUUACAAUACGUUACUAUUACGGCAUUAGACGAUUCAAUUUAUAGUAAGGUAGAGCAUUAUAAAUUCUUAAUUCAUCUCGUGUUACGCGAGAAUUCACGAGUUCCGCCAACAUUGGAAAACGAAAGUAGCGUGAUAUGUCAAAAUGUCAAAGUUGCAGAAUUGUGUGAUGGUGUCCUCGUUAAGAUUAUGAAAUACAAAUUAUUUCCUAUCCGUUCAGUUUGCAACAAACAGACUUGAAAGGGCUGCUUUAUAAAAGCACAAGUCAUGGAUAGACAGAUUUCAGACUUGAUCAAUAUAUGCCGUGAUCUGAAUUCAGAACGAGGACCUGAACGUAGGAAAGCGGCUGUCAAGCUGAAAAAUGUAUUGUCACAUACAGCAACAAAGAAGGCACUGGACAAGAAUCAUGAAUACAAACAGUCAACAAAGAACGCUGGCAAAAUGUUUACAUGGGAAAGUGUGUUCAGGUCUGUGUGUCUUUAUGUUACCAUGGAAACGGAAGAGCUACAGAAUGCCAAUCAGGAAGUAUCGCGCACAACACUGAAUAAUAGAGAGACUCGGAAGCAAGAGAUCAGCGCCCUCGUUAAAUACAUGAUCAGGUCUGCUGAUAAAGGUUGUCCAAAGCUAAAGGGAAGCCUGUUGUUUGACCACAUACGUAAGAUCCUUCAUGAAGACUAUACCUGUGAGUCGUAUGGACAGGACUAUUGUAGUAUACUGCUGAAGAAUGUAUUGUCUGUCAGAAAAUAUAUGGUGGAACUUAACACCAAGGAUUGGCAUGAACUGCUGUUCAUGUUUUUCAAGCUUUUCAAUGAUCCAGAUGUGAAGAUAGACAAGCUUUUACUGUCUCAGAUUAUCCACUCUCUUGUAUGUGGAGUUACUUCACAGUGUGAUGUCAGACCAAAGAAGGUCCUAUCUUUCUUCACUGAGUUCUUCUCAAGAGCAAAGUAA
This is a messenger RNA of Mercenaria mercenaria, 5102 nucleotides long. RefSeq names its product serine-protein kinase ATM-like. The record is from RefSeq and is a predicted model, not a curated record. Gene Ontology annotation, molecular function: protein serine/threonine kinase activity. Lineage: Eukaryota; Metazoa; Mollusca; Bivalvia; Venerida; Veneridae. The coding region runs from base 4422 to 5102 and encodes 226 amino acids. The transcript is spliced from 6 exons.